Pocillopora meandrina is the source of this 957-nucleotide messenger RNA. The record is from the annotation of a GenBank genome assembly. NCBI's taxonomy places the organism in Eukaryota, Metazoa, Cnidaria, Anthozoa, Scleractinia, Pocilloporidae.
AUGGCCCAGGAUAGCUUUUCAAAGGACGGUUUCAUCAUUGCUUUCACGUUUUCAAUGCUCAUUAACCUAUUCGGCAACAUUCUCGUCUGCCUGGCGGUUCUGGCAUUUCGAGACAUGCGCAUUCCAAUGAAUUAUCUUCUGGUAAAUCUUGCCGUCAGUGAUAUGAUGGUUGCAGUCUUUAUGUCUCCGAGGUUCGUCUUCAGCCGGACGAUGAACCACCCUAGGGGGACUCUCGGUGAUUACCUGUGUAAGAUCCUUACCGGAGAUUCUUUCACCUGGACAGGUGCACUGGCUUCAGACUUCACUCUCGUCUGCAUCGCAGUUGAGCGAUAUCUUGCCAUCAACUUCCCCUAUAGUGAGACAAAGAGGCUGACAACUAAAAAGCUUAGAUUCGUCAUUCCACUUUGCUGGAUCUUUGCUAUCGGCGUCAACCUACCGCCGUUUAUGUACCUCAAGUACGACGAGAACUCUGGAAGCUGUGUCCCUUUCUGGCCAACACCAAACUUUAUGAAAUACCACAGCGUCAUUAACGGCCAGAUAUUCUUUGUCUUCCCUGCACUGAUUAUGGGGGUGCUCUACGCUCUCCUAAUUUAUCAACUCUGGUUCAGAAACACAGCUGCAACCACGUCUGUGUCUCAACAAGCAGUGCUCAAAAAUAGACGUCACUCCACCAAGAUGGUGAUCACAGUGAGUUUGAUCUAUUGUAUCUGUUGGUUUCCAAACUGUUUUGCUUACAUCUACGUGGCCUUCUCGGCUAAGCAGUUGUUCGGGGAGGUACACACUGCAUCGGUGUUGAUGGUUUCUUUCAACUCCGCUGUCAACCCUGUGAUUUACAGCUUGCAGAGCCAUCGAUUCCGCCGCCAUAUAGCAGCGCUGUUGAAAAGAUGCCGUCGCAACAAAGUUGGUGUUCAUUACAAAACUACAGAAACAAACACUGUUCAAACCUCUACAACGUAG